CGUUCGCAGCACAUCAUGGGASACCGAAGAGAUACCCAGGAAGUCAAAGCAAAGAAAACGCGAGCAUGAAGACCUUCGUUCGCAGUUGUUGCUUUACAGCUGCYAGCUUUUGCUGUGCCUUUCCCAUUGCUUCUCACGCUUGGACUCUCAUUCAACCGGACGGCGGCAAAAACUCGCCGACAAAACUCAGUUCCACUUCUGGACGAGGUUGUGACCUCCCGAGCCGACGCGAUGUGCUAGCAAACACUAUCGCCUCGGUGGCAGUGGCUGGGUGCAUCGGAGGUGUUCCCAGCGCCACCGCCAUAGAAWCGCUCGUAAGCGARAAGGAACAAUACACCCUAAAAUUUCCAACACUGUUUGCUCCCCUCUAUGGAGAAGCAUCGAGGAAAACCAUCAAGCGAUCCCUCGGACGGACCAGUGGUGCCGAUUCGAACGACACCGACGACAUCUGGGCUCUCGAGCAAAACCUGGAGCUGGGCCCCCUGCAAACACCCCUGAGGUGCACGGUGGUUCGGCUGAAGGACGGCACCCUGUGGGUCCACGCCCCCCUGGCUCCGACGCCAGAGUUCUUCGAGCUGGUCGAAUCCUGCGGGAAAAAGGUGGCGCACGUGGUAGUGCCGUCCUACGCACUGGAGCACAAGGUCUUUGYGAAGGACUGCAUGGCGCGGUGGCCCRAUGCCGACCUCUGGACGUCUCCGGAACAGUUUUCCUUCCCCUUUGCCGCAUCGGAACCAUACAUCUUUGGCAAGGCCGUGGCGGGGGUGCUGGGGAAGAACGGAGGAGCGACACCCCCAUGGAGCGACGAGAUCGACUACGCUACUCUGGAAGGAGGGACCUUCCGCAUCGGGGGAAAACCUACCACGCUCUGCGAGACGGCCUUUUUCCACAGGGCCAGCAGGUCACUGAUCGUAACGGACGYGGUGGCCCGGAUACCGACGACGGUCCCGGCCCUGAACAACCCGGAACAGCUCCUGCUGAUCUCCAAGAGAUCCACKGACGAUCCCAUGCCGGAAGACACGCCCGAGGCGAGACUCGCGGGCUGGAAAAAGACGGCCCUKCUGGUGUCCUACUUUUUCCCGGAGCACGAGGAACUCGAUCCGACCAAGGCCGGCGUCGUCGUGUGGACAGAGGGCUGGGAGGACAACUUCGACGCCCUCGCAGGCCGCCUAGUGGUCCCACCYGUGGUUCGCACACUGAUCUAUUCCCAGAACCCUGCGCGGGUGAGGGAAUGGGUGGAAACGAUUGUUCGGGACAAGAAAUGGGACUUUGACCGGAUCGUUCCCGCGCACUUCGAGGCGCCGGUUCCGGCAACCCCCCCCGACCUCGAGCGGGCCUUUCGGUUCCUGGAGGACCCGGGCGCCGACGCCUUUCCGGAAARCGACCUGGCGCGGGGCCUGAAACCGAUCGCCGGCCUUGCCCUGCGCCUGUGACGCGCCCGCGAAACGGUGGGGUGCCGCCUUGGAAGAGGCGUGCCACGGGAUGCGAUCCGGUGCCGUGCGACGACGACGACGACGACGCCCGCCCCCUUCGCACUCACACUCACAACACA
Pseudo-nitzschia multistriata is the source of this 1549-nucleotide messenger RNA. Lineage: Eukaryota; Bacillariophyta; Bacillariophyceae; Bacillariales; Bacillariaceae. The record is from the annotation of a GenBank genome assembly.